CCGCCCCGCCCCCGCGAGGGCAGUCGAAGUGAAGUAGGGCCAGUCAGACCCUCAGGACCACCAGGUAAACUGGGUGUGGUUGGUGAAACUGGUCCAAAGGGUGAACAGGCAGGUAACCCUGGGGAGCCUGGCUUGAGGGGGCCUGAAGGAGCCCGGGGGCUUCCUGGAGAGGAAGGACCUCGAGGACCGCCUGGACCACGAGGCGUGCAGGGAGAACAGGGUGCCACCGGCCUGCCUGGUAUCCAGCACCCUCCAGGUAGAGCACCCACAGAUCAGCACAUUAAGCAGGUUUGCAUGAGAGUCAUGCAAGAGCAUUUUGCUGAGAUGGCUGCUAGCCUCAAGCGUCCCGACUCAGGAGCCUCUGGCCCCCCUGGGCCACCUGGACCCCCCGGUCCCCUAGGACACGGAGAGAAUGGUUUUCCCGGCCGUAAGGGACAUCAUGGCCUCCCAGGCAUGAAGGGUCCCCUGGGGGCUCUCGGUUUGAGGGGACCUGAAGGUGACAUGGGAGAAAGGGGUGAUCGUGGCCUUCCAGGAAGAGGUCCCAAAGAUGGGCCCAGAGCUACAGGUCUCCCAAGUGACCCGGGUCCUGCCAGCUAUGGGAGGAAUGGCCGGGAUGGUGAGCGAGGCCCCUCAGGGGUGGCGGGCAUCCCUGGUGUGCCUGGCUCCCCAGGACCUCCUGGCCCUCCUGCUUUCUGCGAGCCAGCCUCCUGCACCAUGCAGGCUGGUCAGCAGGCAUUUAGCAAAGGUCCUGACUAGUGAAAGGCUUAGCGCUGCACCGCUGUCGGCGUAAACCACGCUUGGAGAGGAAGCUUGGGAGAGAAGCACUGCCCGAAGCGAGGGCAAGGGGACGGUGCCUCACCUUCAGGUUUAUUCUGAAGACCCACCUGACAAUCAGAAAUCCUCUUUCCUUUCCUGUGGACGGGAGCCAGCAGAGCCGUCAGUGGCACAAACAAAACCCCUCCCUUGUAGUAAAUUUACAGUCCUGUCCCCAGGACCUUAGGCCUUAGCGUGCAUACACGUUGUGGGCCACUGCGCCAGGAAGCAAGAACAACGGUUUGGAUACCUCAACUGCGGUGGUUACUUUCCUUUUGUAUUUGGAUGUUGUUCCGGCGCUGUAGAGGAUUACCGGACUAGGUACCAAGAGACCCCACUACGGAUGAUAGAAUCGGUGCUCAAACUCCCCAUCAGUGUGCGCGCUCGGGAGUUGCAGGGAAGGCUGGACCACAUGGAGUGACUUCCUUACAGCUGUGGUGGUUUUCACAGUCGGCGUGGAUUUUUUUGAACUGUACUGCAUCUCCAACCUGUUAAUAUUUUGGGCUCUUCUAUGUGAAAGCAAAGAAGGAAUUUUAAUAUCCUACCAUUCAUAAGUUUUAUUGAUGAGACUAUUUAUUUUAAAGGUUUGAGGUAGCAUCUCUGGUUGUACCAAAGAAGCAAUAAAUACGAUUUCUUAACCUUG
Camelus dromedarius (Arabian camel) is the source of this 1456-nucleotide messenger RNA. RefSeq names its product collagen alpha-1(IX) chain-like. Gene Ontology annotation, biological process: extracellular matrix organization. The record is from RefSeq and is a predicted model, not a curated record. NCBI's taxonomy places the organism in Eukaryota, Metazoa, Chordata, Mammalia, Artiodactyla, Camelidae. Gene Ontology annotation, molecular function: extracellular matrix structural constituent conferring tensile strength.